UGCAGUUUAGGCAGUCUUAGACGUUUUUGCGAAUUUCCAGUCGGUAUUAGUUCUAGUUACCUGCUUUAUACUCAGGAUAUGUUUUCGAUGCACUUCCAGGAAUACGUGUCCCCACUGUGAUUGUUAGCGUUAACCUGAUUCUAUUUAUGUUUGCAACUUAAUGCUCAAUAAUGUCCGAUCAGUCAAAAACCUCAGUAGGAUGCUGUAAUCUCUGCAGUUAGCCAAGCGAUCUAUAAAAAACGAUAGUCCGAAUUCAAUCAAAACUUCAGUGGGAUUAGAAAUACUAGUCAUUCGGCCAUCUAAAACAGACAUUCACUUAUCUUCUCAUCGUUGAAAAAUGUUAUAAAAGCAAGUACCCGCAGGGAUUCUGAGAAUAACACAAAACAGAUAUUGAUUUGCAAAAUUUUAAGGUUUCAAAGCGCUUUUAUCCGAUUCAGUAAUUUAACUGCAUUUUCAACAUCAGCAAUCAGAUGUCAACAAUUUCAAAUGAAUUCUGAAUCAUUUCAGGAGUGUCGUAAACAAGCUAUUGAGAGACUCCACAAAUGGUUAAUUAAUAGUCAGCUUCCAUUGAAAUUUGCUGCAGGAGAUACGAAAGAUCCAAGUUGCAAUUACGACUAUACUAGUUAUGAUCCAUCCACUUGGUUACCUUUGGUUCAUUACAAACAAACAACAUAUUCACGACUUGAUGAAAUGGCUAUUAACGCCUGCAAAGCACAAAAACAAUGGAUUGAUUUACCAUUACUAGAACGUGCCAAAAUUCUUAGAAAAGUUGGUGAUCUUGUUCGUGCUGAAACAGAUUGGCUUGCUGAAUUAGAGACACUAGAUACUGGAAAGCCACUGUGGGAAGCUCGUGCAGACAUUGAGGCUUGUGCAGAUUCAUUUGAGCUAUUUGCUGGUUUUAUCCCAAGUUUUGUUGGGACUCAUUCUCCUGUCCCACCAAAUCCUGGCAGUUUUUAUUAUACUAGAAGAGAACCAUUUGGACUUUGUGCUGGUAUUGGAGCAUGGAAUUUUCCUUUUCAAAUGGCUGUAUGGAAAUCUGUUCCUGCGCUAGCUGCUGGAAAUUCUUUUAUAUUUAAACCAUCUCCUUUAACUCCAUUAACAGCUAUUCGUUUAUACGAAUUGUAUAAACUUGCUGGAUGUCCUGAAAAUCUUUACCAAGUUGUUCUAGGAGGUGUUGAAAUCGGUCAAGCAUUAGUAAAUCAUCCUUUAGUUAGAAAAGUAUCAUUUACAGGAAGUGUUACAGGAGGUCGAUCUGUGCUUAAAUGCGCUGCUGAACGCAUUAUACCAAGUACACUUGAACUAGGCGGAAAAUCACCAUUGAUUAUAAUGUCAGAUGCUAAUUUAGAUGAAGCUGUUAAAGGCACUUUGAUGGCUAAUUUUUAUACUCAAGGACAAGUAUGUUCUAAUGCUGCUCGUGUAUUUGUUCAUAGAUCUAUUGCAGCACCAUUCACUCAAAAACUUAUUGAAUCAGUUAAACAAAUUUUAGUCGGUGAUCCUUUCAAUCCGAAAGUCUCCAUGGGUGCUUUAAUUUCUCCUGAACAUCAACAAAAAGUAUAUAAUUAUAUAAAAUCAGCCAUUUCCGAAGGAGCCACUUUAUUGUAUGGUGGUGAAAAGCCAAAAUUUAAAGUCAGUAAUUUAAAUAAUGAUAAUUUUAUUACACCAUGUAUCUUAACUAACUGUCACGAUAAUAUGAAAGUUGUGAAAGAGGAAAUAUUUGGUCCAGUUAUUACUUUAUUAGAAUUUAAUACAGAAGAAGAAGUUGUCCGACGUUCAAACGACAGUGAAUUCGGUCUUGCUGGAGGAGUAUUUACACAAAAUUUGGCGACUGCCCAUCGUAUAGCCUCACAACUACAAUGUGGUUCUAUAUACAUUAACAGUUACAAUGUUUAUCCACCUGGUAUUCCAUUUGGAGGUUAUAAACUAUCUGGAUUCGGUCGAGAAAAUUCAGUUGACACAUUGUUGGCUUACAGUCAAUUGAAAUCAAUUUAUGUAGAAGGUGGAUCACUUCCCUAUCCGUUCCCUGAAUGAUUCUAAUCAAUGAUUGAUUAAUGACUGGUCCAAUUAAAGUUGAUUUAGUAACUAAUCAAUGAUAAAAUUUAAACUCCCUUGAUUUCAAUGAUAAAUAAUAAUAUGAUUUCGCCAAUCUAAUAUUCCAUAUUUUUUUAAUUAUAAGUUCAAAAUAAAUUCUUAAUUAUUU
Schistosoma rodhaini is the source of this 2197-nucleotide messenger RNA. Lineage: Eukaryota; Metazoa; Platyhelminthes; Trematoda; Strigeidida; Schistosomatidae. The record is from the annotation of a GenBank genome assembly.